Molecule: messenger RNA, 1071 nt
Organism: Fulvia fulva
Lineage: Eukaryota; Fungi; Ascomycota; Dothideomycetes; Mycosphaerellales; Mycosphaerellaceae
Exons: 6
Coding region: 1-1071 (356 amino acids)
Biological process (GO): positive regulation of mRNA splicing, via spliceosome
Cellular component (GO): spliceosomal complex
Molecular function (GO): RNA binding
Source: RefSeq, a predicted model, not a curated record
AUGCAAGGGGUCCGUCGCGCCUUCCAGCUUUCUUUCGAAAACGCAACAGCCUCUCGCGAAACACCCGACGCACACCUCUUCACCACACCACCGCCACCCAUUCAUCGACACUCCUUCCACCUCCACCCCGGCACUUGGAUCGCAUCUCUGCUCAUAUCCACGCCGAUCACUCCUCUAGCCUCGCACACGACAAACGCAACCACCACCCACACCACCAACGGAAUGGCCGACCUGGACACAUACGACGGCGGCGACCAGCGCACCUACGAGGACGACCGCGACUACCCAGCCCGAGACCGCUCCCGCUCCCCAGACCGCGACCGCGAUGGCGACGUCCGCGUCCGCGAUGAGCCUUCCAACGGACGUGCUGACCGUGAUGAGCGUCCGCCACAGAAGAAUGGAGAUGAUGGCGAGCACUCCGUGAACACUGGAUCCAACCUCUUCGUCACCGGCAUUCAUCCACGACUCAGCGAGGAAGAGGUCUCCCGCCUCUUUGAGAAGUAUGGACAGGUCGAGAAGUGCAACAUCAUGCGCGAUCCCCACACCCGUGAGAGCCGUGGCUUCGGAUUCGUGAAAAUGGUCACUUCGGAGGAGGCCGACGCUGCGAAGGAGGCUCUUCAAGGCGAAGUCUACGAGGGCCGCACUUUGUCCAUCGAGAAGGCUCGCCGUGCUCGCCCACGCACACCAACACCAGGAAAAUACUUCGGCCCACCGAAGCGAGACGAACCUCCUCGCCGUGGAGGAUUCCGUGGCGGUGACCGCUUCGACGACCGUCGUGGACCUCGACGCGAUGACUACCGUGGCGGAGGCUACCGUGACCGCUACGACGACCGCGGCUACGGAGGUGGCCGUCGUGAUGACUACGGACGCCCACCAGUCGACCGUUACCAGUCUCGUGAUGAUCGCUAUGGCGGAGACCGACGUGGUGGAGGCUACGGCGGAGGCUACGAUCGCGCACCACGUGGUCCACCAGGAGAAGGCGGCAGCUACAGUGGCGGCGGCGACUCGGCUGCACCACGCGAUGCCCCAUCACGAAGCUAUGGCGGAGAAGAGCGCCGCCGUUACGAUUAA